AUGUCUUUGAACGUAUUGCGACUGAAGCUUCUAAGCUCGCUGUCUAACAAAAAAUCUACAAUUUCGACCAGAGAAAUCCAAACAGCUGUUCGUCUUAUCCUUCCUGAUGAAUUGGCGAAACAUGCCAUUUCUGAAGGCACAAAAGCG
This is a messenger RNA of Ambispora gerdemannii, 147 nucleotides long. The record is from the annotation of a GenBank genome assembly. NCBI's taxonomy places the organism in Eukaryota, Fungi, Glomeromycota, Glomeromycetes, Archaeosporales, Ambisporaceae.